ACCUCUAGUCAUGUAGCAACAUAUCAGAGCCUCAAACUUAUCAGGGUAGAGCUAGUAAUGGCAGAAAAUAACCAUAAUGUCUGUAGAGAAUGCAUGCUCAAAAUGGGAAAGAAAUUCUUUUGGACCAAAUGCCUCUUUAUCUGAUUAAUUGUGGCGUUUAUUUCUUGUUUGGGUUAAUGUAGCAACAUUUGAUAUUGUUGAUAAGCUCGUUUUUUUCUUCAGGUAAUAGGUCGCACUUGGUGGUCAUGUUUUCUGUAGAAGUGAAUGAUGGACUCUUAUCAACUACUCUUCCAGUUCAUUUAAUCAAGACAGCGGAAGUGAAGAUCAAAAGCAGCAACCAGUGGCAACCCUUGCAGACGUUUGUAACCAUUGCAAACCAGUUUGUUAUGAGAGGAAAAGGAAUUCGGUUUCAAGGGACAAUUGGGGAUUGUAAUAAUGCAAUGCAACGAUUAUUUUUUCAGGGUGCAAAUCUUGAUGCUCUGUUGACCAUCACUGUUAAUGAUUUGGGAAAUUAUGGCUGCUACUUAGAUUGUACAGAUAUCAUGUCAUUUCCACUCUCGGUCGAGGCUACUGUGAUUUUAAUCAAAAGAAGGCCAUUGAAUUCAACGACAGCUUUUUUGCUUGGAUCAGCAAUAUUUUUUGAGAUUGCAACGUUAUUUCUGCUGGGUGGUUUACUUCUAUUCUUUAUCUGUAAAUGCAUGAUCGCACUUCAUAUAGAAAGAAAGAACGAUGAUAAUAGCCAAAGUCUCCACAAAGAAGAACUUAUAAAAAAUCAUAAUGAGAAGAUCCGUCGAAGGAUUAGACCGCAAGAAUCAGAAUUGCCACAGUCAUUUGCUUCAUUUGGUAACAAUCUUCAGCUUAAUUCUCCACAUAUAGAAAUGCAGAAGCAGCCUCACAGCGAUUGAAGCAGUUUUGCAGGUUUUCAGUAUUUAGAUUUGUUCCUUGUUUCGACUCUCUCUCUCUCUCUCUCUCUCUCCAGCAUUCUCUGCAAGUUUGAUCAGCUUUGAAUAAACUUUCUUGAACGUUUAGUGGGCUGCACGAUGGGUUGCUUUGGAUGGGUUCAUUGCAGUAAAAUACGGUAAUCGGAUAGGGUUCCUUACAGUCAUCAUAUAAUGUAACAAAUUAAUUACGACUUCUGAACUGCUUUUAUUGCUUUGACAUGCAAAAUAUUUUACUGCACCUUUUUAAAAAAAUGUUUUUUUUUC
Molecule: messenger RNA, 1205 nt
Organism: Dendrobium catenatum
Lineage: Eukaryota; Viridiplantae; Streptophyta; Magnoliopsida; Asparagales; Orchidaceae
Product: protein GAMETE EXPRESSED 2-like
Exons: 4
Coding region: 246-905 (219 amino acids)
Source: RefSeq, a predicted model, not a curated record